AUGUACAAUAACAAUAACGGAUACUCCCAGCAACAGGGCGGCUAUCAGCAGGAUAGUCGACAGGGUCUGGCAAACGAAUAUUACUCCCAGGACCAGCAGCAGCGUGGCGGAAACCAACAAGGCUACAACCAGCCCCCACCACAAUACCAGCAGCAUAACUCCCAGUACGGGCAGCAACCGCAACACCAUGGCGGCUACAACUCGCCCCCACCGAACGAAUCCUACGGCCAGGGCGAUAACCGAGACCAAGGUUAUGGCGGAAAUCAAAACUACGACAACCAAGGUUAUGGAAACCAAAACAACUUCAACGAUGGCCAGGAAGGCGAGCGUGGUUUCCUAGGUGCUGCCGCCGGCGCCGCGGCAGGUGGCUACGGCGCAUACAAACUCGCCGGGCCUGCGACAGGACACAGCAAGACUUCAGGACUUGUCGGUGCCCUCGGCGGAGCGCUGACCGGACACGUGCUGCAAGACGGCGCGUCCCACUGGAAAGACAAGCACGACGAAAAGAAGGAGAAGGAGAAGUGGGAAAAGGAAGAGAAGAAGCACCACGACCGCCGCGACAGCAACGAUCGGCCUCGCGAGGGCCACUUCGCUGGCGGGUUCACGCGCUCUUCCAGGGACGUGCGUCUCGAUGCGCACGGCGAGUUUAAUCUGCAUGCUCAGUGCCGCCGUGAGGAUGGGUCGUACCAGGGUAGCACGCUUUCUCUGAACCGCAUCUUGGAAAACGACAACGGUAGCUUCCGUUGGUCGUCGGGGAGUCACUCUUCUGGUGGCUCGCAGUCGAUUACCGUGCAGUCGGGCGAUACGCUGCGUGCCAUUGCGGCGCGGCACAACUGCGAUUUCCACGAGCUUUCGCGGCACAAUGGCAUCCAGAACGAGGAUAUGAUCUACCCCGGUCAGAGGCUGGAAGUGCCUGGUGGUGGGGGCAGCUCUGGGGGUGGAGCCAACUUUGGGGCUUCGGCACGCGAUGUGAGGUUGGUGGAGGGCGGAUCGGUGCUGGAGGCUGAGCUGAGGAGGAAUGGGGACUGGGUCAGGAGCUCUAUUGUGUUGGACGAGAGGAUAGGCAACAAGAAUGGGUGCCUUGAGCUUGUGUAG
This is a messenger RNA of Didymosphaeria variabile, 1095 nucleotides long. RefSeq lists its product as uncharacterized. The record is from RefSeq and is a predicted model, not a curated record. The transcript has a single exon. Bases 1 to 1095 code for a protein of 364 amino acids. NCBI's taxonomy places the organism in Eukaryota, Fungi, Ascomycota, Dothideomycetes, Pleosporales, Didymosphaeriaceae.